AUGAAAUCGAUGCUUCAUAUUUUGCAGAAACGAGGUUCAAUGGUGUUGAUGGAGCCCAUCAAUGAUGGAAUGGAUAAAGUGUAGGAGAAACAUCAGGUUGUUCAAACUUAUGUGGAAUAAGUGAAUCCUAAAACUGGCAUUGCAAUAGAAAAAGAGGAAGAAAGAUUAAAUUAGAGAUAUUUUCAUUUAAUGAAUCAACUUGAGAGAUUAAAAUUUUAAAUAAUAAAAUUAGAAGAGAAGAAGAAAUCAUAAGAAGACCUUGAGAAUCAUCCUUCGGUUAAGGAAGUGGUUGGGGAAUUGCACAAGAUUUCUAAAUAUGAAAAGGCUUUGAGUGAAAACCAUAGCAAAAUGGUUGAUGAGAUUAAAUUAAAUAAAAUGACAAUUAAUCAGUUGAAACAGACUGUGUACUAAAAAAGAAUAGAAAUAAGAGAUAUUGUAAGAGAUUCGUUCAGAAUCCAAGAGGAGAUGAUUAAAAUAAAGCAAGAGAAGAGAACUGUUUCCAUCGACAGAAAUAGUGUUGAUAUGUUUUUAACAAUUCCGGAAACUUCCAUUCCCAAACCAUAGAUUUUGCCGUCUAUUCCAUUAAAGUAGAAAUCUAAAAGCACUCUGCUUCACAUAAUGAAAAAUGUGCAGUCAGAAAAUUAAUAAGAAAAAAUUAAUGAUAUUGUGUUUAUUUAUCGUCAAGUGUAAGAAUUAAGAUCUAAAACAUAAUAAUCUACUCGUUUCAUUUAGAAAGUGACAAAUAGAUAUUGCUAAAUUAAAAGUUUAUUAUAAGAAUGUGCUAAUAUUUCUAUUUAAAGUUUCAAAAACAAGCAAAAGAUCACUAAUAAAAAUGGUUAUGCCAAUUCUAUUUAUUUUGAUGUAAGUACUCUCAAUAACAGUAAAAAUGAAAGCAGCAUCAUUAAAGAAAGGAAAAUUCAAAACAUCUUAUAUGAUACUUUAUAACAAAUAAUGAUUGAUUUGAUAGAUUCAUAAUAAAAGACUGAUUUGAAUGGGUCAUCUAUUGCAGAUUCAAUCAUUCGUAAUUCAGUAAGUUAGGAGUAAUUUAUGCAAUUCACAUCAGUUUAAAUUUUAGGUUUGAUGGCCUUGCAACCUAGAUUACUGACAGAAUUGUUAGGAAUAUUCGAUUUAAAGCAAAAGUAGGUUGGGCUGUUGUGCAAUAAGACUAGAUAAUUGCAGAAAUAAUUAGAUAUUCCAUGA
Paramecium tetraurelia is the source of this 1200-nucleotide messenger RNA. RefSeq lists its product as uncharacterized. The record is from RefSeq and is a predicted model, not a curated record. The transcript has 7 exons. NCBI's taxonomy places the organism in Eukaryota, Ciliophora, Oligohymenophorea, Peniculida, Parameciidae.